CGUCAAAAAAUUUACAGGCGACACAAAUUCAAUCAUACCCACAUCCAUUCAUGUCAAUCUGAUACCAUAAUUUCUUGAAGAUUUUUUUCUGUUCUAUCAAAAAUGUUUUCUGCUGGUCCCUCAACACAACAUCACAAUGGCGAUAAACAGGCCAUUGAAAAAGAAAUCAGUGAUGCAAUUUUCAGUCUCACCCGUCGCCUUCGUGAGCUGAAAUCCUUUCACAACUCUGAAGAAGCAGAAAGCAGUUCUAAUGGCGCAGGAGUGAUUACAAUGGCAGGACAUAACAGUGGAGCCACCAUGAACAUAGGUUUUAGGGAAGUAGAUCAGAAAUCUAUUACAUUGGGCCAUACUAGUGUUCAUAUUUAUAUCAAUAAUAAUGUACAGGGUGUCAACAAUUCCAUCCUGUACAACAGCUCCUGCACCCUGAGAGACCCAGGAGUACAUAUGGAUUUCUCCCACACCAAAAGCUCCACUGUAGAAUCUUCCAAGGGAGGUGAAAGUGAAGGUGAAAAAAUGGGUCUCACUGCUGAUCCAGAUCUUGAUAUUAGGGCUAAAAGGGGCAGAUCACAUGGUGGGAGAAAGAGGUCCUUAAGUGAGGUUCUUUCUGAUCAUGAUGUGCCAUUGUGUCAAAAGGAGACACAGCCUGCUGAGUCUUGCUCCAGUGUUAAUGCCCAGAUUCAUGAUGGAUCCAGUGAAAGCAGUGUGCAAGGUUCUAAUGCAGUUGAGGUUACCUCCAUGGAGAUUGUGAACGCAGAGAAUGGCCAUGACAGAGGAGAAAGGAAACCCAGUAAGCUUAUGGCUUUCACAAGGAAGUUCCUCUGCAGUACAAGUGUUGUUGAAUGAUCUGAGGUUUCUAUAUUUUGGGAGCCCAUUAGGAGUUUUUUGAAUGUGUAUAUACUGUAUUCAAUUGUUCUCUGUGAGAGAACAGAGUUUGUAAAGUUUGGAACUCCAUUCUUUUCUAAUUUUAAAUUCUUUGCAUUCAA
This is a messenger RNA of Cryptomeria japonica (Japanese cedar), 983 nucleotides long. RefSeq lists its product as uncharacterized. The transcript has a single exon. The record is from RefSeq and is a predicted model, not a curated record. The coding region runs from base 103 to 843 and encodes 246 amino acids. Lineage: Eukaryota; Viridiplantae; Streptophyta; Pinopsida; Cupressales; Cupressaceae.